Messenger RNA from Xiphias gladius (swordfish), 4341 nucleotides. It is a transcript of the gene sack1c, whose product is annotated as family with sequence similarity 83 member C. The transcript is spliced from 5 exons. The record is from RefSeq and is a predicted model, not a curated record. Bases 333 to 2231 code for a protein of 632 amino acids. NCBI's taxonomy places the organism in Eukaryota, Metazoa, Chordata, Actinopteri, Istiophoriformes, Xiphiidae.
UGCUCCUGCUCCUGCUCCUGCUCCUGCUGAUCCGGACAUUAGCGCGACAGAGAAACGCCUCAGAAGCGGCGACCGUGAGCGUCCGCGUGUCUCCCGUCGCUCGUCCCGCGGGUUGGCUCCGGUGCGGUCUCGACCUCAUGGCAGAUGGUCGGUCCGCUGUCCGUCACCGGCCGCGCGGACUAAUCCCGCUCUAAUCCCGGCUCUGAAUGGCACUUUCCUCGGUUUCCACGGCACCAGAGCGGCAGCGAGCAGCCGGCCGCGGCACGGUCGUUUAGUUUUCCUGCGGUGACCUGCUAGAGGACUCCCCGGGGCCGCUUUUUCGCGAGGGUUUUAUGAGACCGGGGACCGCACAGAUGAAUCCCCGAACCGCCGACUACACCAGCGCCAUGAUCAGCUCGGAGAGCCUGCGGCCGACCGCGAACGGCCGGAAGCACCUGGGCAAGCUCGCCGCCCGGCUGGAGGAGGUGAAGAACCCGUGGCGCCAGGGCUCCACGCUGGAGCUGAGCCACAACGAGGCGGCCCGGCUGGCGACGGACGCCCUGCUGGAGCACGGGGAGAAGGAGUACCGCAGGGUCCUGACCGAGGAGCGGGAGCUCAACUUCCUCUCCCCGCUGGAGAUCCGCUACAUCAGCCAGCAUGCGGCCAAAACCUGCGGCUCCGAGAGCAACGGCGCCGGCCCCAACGACCGGGACUUCGGGGACGGAGACGCCGUCUCCGAGCUCACCUCCGGGACUUACUUCCCUAUGAUGUCCGACGAGGAGCCGCCGAUGCUGGAGCUCGGCUGGCCGGACUCCCCGGUGAGAUACGGGCCGUCGGAGACGCAGAUCUACUUCCAGAGGGACAAGUCUAAUAACGUCAAAGACCUCAUCAGGUCCCUGAUCAACAAAGCCAAAAAGGUGAUAGCGCUGGUGAUGGAUGUGUUUACAGACGUGGACCUGCUGUGUGAUCUCAUGGAGGCGUCCAACAAGCGCAGGGUCCCCGUCUACAUCCUGCUGGACGAGAAGAACCUCGGCUGCUUCACGGACAUGUGCGCCACUCUCGACAUCCAGAACUCACACAUGAGCAACAUGCGUAUUCGCAGUGUGUGUGGCGACACUUACUGCACCAAGAGCGGCAAGAAAUUCACCGGUCAGGUCCUGGAGAAGUUUAUGAUCAUCGACUGUGAAGAGGUCAUCGCCGGGUCAUACAGUUUCACCUGGCUGUCGGCUCAGGUGCACAGCAACAUGGUGAUGCAUUUCUCAGGGCGCAUCAGCGACAGCUUCGACCGGGAGUUUCGCUGCCUGUACGCCGACUCGCAGAUCAUCGACUGCUUCUACAACCCGGAGGAGGAGGGGAUGCCCUGCUACCCGUCCUACCAGGCCAUGAUGGCCCCCGGCGUGGGCAUGGGGCUCGGCCCGGUCAUGGGGCUGGAUUUACUCUCUGACAGGCAGAGGGACAGGGUGUGCUCUGAAAACUCCAGCAGCCAAUCGAGUAACAGCGUCUCCAGUGUGAAGGCUGCACCCGGGAUGUCCCCUAACGUCGUCUACAAGGUCACUCAGGGUCACGACAAGAAGGAGCCCAACAACACCUCUCACCUCAGCCCCGAGAGGAGAGGUGGCGAACAGGCAGGAGGACACACCCCGACACCGGGACCGCGCGCUUCUGCCAACGGAGCGGCCAGUCACAUCCCGGUUCCUGAGCGACCGUCGCCGACCUACGGUCAGCCAAUGGGCAUGGAGUGGAGCAAGCCCAACCCGGCGGACAUCAUGAGGCCGAAUAUCGGCGGCACCGCCUCCAAGUUCAAGGCCUUGGGGUUGUACGACCACAAACCGAGCAUGUUCCACGGGACCCCAAACUCAAACCUGAACCCCAAGUCCCAGACCCCCUCCCCGGUCAAUGACAGCAAACUCAAACUCACCCCCAAGCAGAGGUCUUCCUCCAGCCAGUUCCUCAACAAACUCUCAGAGCGAUUCCUGCCCCCCUCCAGCAAAGACAAAGACAGAGACACCUACAACUUCCGGAGGUCGCCGUCCCCUCACGGCUCCACGCCCUGGGGAGGGCCGGACCUCUGUCAAACUGAGCCGGAGAGCCAGCAGAGCCCGCCUCCCCCACCCUCUCCGCUCGUGUUGAUGAGCCGGCAGGACCAGAAGCGAAUGACGUUGGGCCACAGCAAGCUGGACCUGGUGAACCACUACAACAAGUUGAAGUCCAAGCAGGUGUACAGUCGCUUUGAGCUCAAGACCACUAACUAAACCGUCGAGCUCAGGCGGAUUUAUCAGACUAAAUGUUUAACGUUCUCAGCCUUUGCAUCCCUCCGCUGUGUCCUGUUCCAACUCCAGUUUUUAUCUCGCUGGAAAUCAAACCGUCACAGUCACGUUGGCUCGCAGGCCUUUUAACCGUCUCUGCAGAGUUUUCCUCUGUGAUUUGCCUCUUUUACCGCGUGAGGAGCCAUUACGAGUACGGAAGGGUUGAGACUCGUUGGGCGUGGAUGACAAACAUUUACAUUUAUAAUCCGUUAAUAAUUUCAAAAAUGAAAACAAGGUCGUUCUCGAACCACGAUUGAUCACACUCUAAAUACAAACACAGCCGAACGGUGUGCCGAGGCUUGAGAACAGAUCCCCCUCCAUUUGAAAGUUGUAAUCCUUAAGAUUUCAGUGCUGGCUGAUUUGGCAGCACCUGUGGUUACCGUGGUAACAGCACGUGAGGUGUAAUACAAAAGCAAAAGCUCCCUGGGCGGCUGGCGGUUUUCAUCCAAAGGCCGGCCAGUGACCAUCACGACCUCCGUCUGAUUUCAUGCUGCGCGCACGGCCAGAGGUUUCCCCCGGGACGGAGUCAGAGGAGCUGCCUCUGUUGCUCCUCCUCCGCCCGCUCGCUGCGGCCGCUCCUCGCGCCUCAUUCCUCCCUGACAGAUUUACAACUCAUCCGCCGACAGAAUCGGACGCUGGGUUUGAGUAUUUCAGCUUUAAAGGAAAUGUGAAUUCUUGCUUCAGCACAAACAAAUGAAAACUGCAAGUUGAGACGGAUCAGUUUUCUCACCGGAGCCUUUCUCUCAGUGCACUCCAGGGUUUUUCCACAUGAUUAUUCCACUUACAGACGAUCCGCAUCAAAGCUUGAACUUAUUUCAAAAUAGGAUAUUAAUGUCAAAAUCAGCUCUCAUUUUCUCGAUUUAAAAAUUUUAAAUGUAUUUGAUACAAACACACAAAAACAAAAGAAGAAUAAAACAGUACAGAGUGUUAGGAAUCAGUUGACGUGCAUGGACACUGUGAUUUGACGAAGCCCCGAAUGUAACGAAAACCUCCUCAUCCUUUUCCUUCUUUCUUAGUUUCUUUCUUUUCCUGUGGUUUUCUCAGAUGGAAUAUUCCUGUAACACUCCUGUAGGAUAGCGUAUCACAACAAGUGCCUUGAUCAUCCUGCCUUAAGGUCUAAAAUCCCGUUUUAGACCAACACUUCUAUCUCCAGCGACUUCAAGUACGUGUCGGUUGAGGUACAAACACCUGUUUUACCUUGUUGUAAAUGGAAGCAGGAGCAGAGUGACGACAUUCCUCCUGCUGCAUCUCGUUGCGAUUCCGGGGAUUUAGGUGGAAGCGUCGAAACUGGAGCGCUUCGGUGCCGUUUGGGCCCGCGCAGGGGGAAAAUACUGUUCUCCAUGAGAUGAAUAAGACAGUUGUGAGAAGAUGCUGUUUGUCUGAGUAAAGGUGAAAGAAUCUGCGUGUACGUUCUACAGAGGAUUGACUCCUCAUACUGUUCAUUUUUUACAAAAAACAGCAUUUUUUUCCCAAUUAUGUAGAUUUGUAUAUAGACUGUAAACCCCGUUAGAUACACUUAAUACUAAUUGUAUUAUUUACACCUUUUCUUUUAGUUAUUUUUUAGAUAUAUUGUGCGGAUGUGCAGCAGUUCCUCACAUCACUCAGCACUACAGGGCUUUUCUGAAUAAAUCCUCCGCAUCCUGGAGCAGCAGUAACGAAAACUGACUUUUGCUGUUGCCACCUAAGCAAUACUGAUUAACAGUGAUCAAUUACUUUGAUAUGUGCAUAAUAAGUUUGUGUGUGUGUGUGUGUGUGUGUGUUUUGGUUUGCUGCUCAUUUCAGUCGGCAGUGUUGUGUUUUGUUUUGUUUUUUAGCAGACAUGGAUUUGUUUAUGCCUCAUGUUUGUCUGAGUAAUGUACAUUAUGUUGUAUAAAGUACAUGAACUGACUGUCAGGAAUUUGGGUUAUUGUUGUUGUUAACGCUUCUUAAUCUGACUGGUGUAUGUAAUUUUAUUUUUACGAUAUGUUCUUAUUUACUGGAGAAUGUGAACUCUUUGUUUAUCUUGGUCUUGAUUUGUAAGAUGAAAAUGUAAGGAUUUAAUAAAAUGGAAAGAGUU